Molecule: messenger RNA, 2134 nt
Organism: Aspergillus versicolor CBS 583.65
Lineage: Eukaryota; Fungi; Ascomycota; Eurotiomycetes; Eurotiales; Aspergillaceae
Exons: 1
Coding region: 331-2034 (567 amino acids)
Source: RefSeq, a predicted model, not a curated record
AACUUCUAAUUACUCUGCAGAUAUCAUAGAAGCCAUCACAGAAGAAAUCAACUUUGAGCUUGUCGAGGGCAAGCCUGACACGAAAGUGGUUCGUGUGCAAUGUGCCUGCACCGUGGGCGAUCAACGCUUUGGAUCAUACGCGAUCAUGAACGAGGAAGGAAACACAACAAUCCGCACUUCUAGGAUAAUGGAUGGUGGUGACUUCAGCUUUCUGUCGAUUAUUGCAACGUGUUCGUCGCUCGGGGGUUAUAUAUUGCAGUUCGUGGGCUGUAAGUUAUAGAAUCUUGAUCUACAUGAAGCGCAGGGCUGACAUGGCCACUAGUGAGAGCAAUGCACUGGAGCGUCGCCAUCACAGUCCUUGGAGCGACCUUGAUUAUGGCUUGUGUCAGAGCAUAUGUUCGCCGUGGCUUAGCUGCGAAUCCGCAGGUAGAGACGCUCCACGAAGGACACGAGCUCUCCUGGGUGGCGCUGGAUGCGCUUGGUCUUUCCUCGUUUGAACUUGGUAGCUAUACGGCUGUCGACGAGACUCGGGCUCCUGAAGAACGCUCGAGCCAGCGGUGUGCUACCGAGACUGAUCCCGAGAGUGCUGCGAUGACAUCGUCCCUCGCUCGGAAGGUGGUAGAGGUGCGCAAGCAAAUGAGGCAACUUGUUCCCUGGCAAGACGAGUAUACCACGCUUUCCCAUCAGCUAGCAGAUGCUAUAACCACAACACUACAAUGGGUUAUGGCCGAUCUGAGGUAUUUUGACUUUGAGGAAGAAAAGCUGGUGGCUUCAGUCGUAGCCUUUGAGAGAAGCACUGGAGGUAAGUUUUCGUCCAAAGUAUUCACCGCGGAAGAGUACGAUGAGAAAAGGGAGGAAAGAGAGAAAUCAAAGGGUCUCCGGAAAGAAGGAAAGCAAAGCUUCCGUUUGAACCUUGGACGUCGUCGCCGUCGUCGCCGUCGUCGCCGACGCCGUCCUCGGCGAAUGGAAAGACCAGGCGCUGGGAGAGCAACUCAUCACUGGCGCAGGACCAGCAACUCGCGCUCGCCGUCUGCGACCUCUGCGAAAGGGAACACCACUUCCCCCCGUCACCCGGUGACCCGCCAGAAUGCAGAAGCAGAUGCUAAGCCUCUGGAAAGAGGUAACUGGUUUUGGGAGAACCGGGACGUGAUCGAAGAGGCUGCUUCCGACAGUGACCUCAACACCCCACCUGGAUUUUCAUUCUACAACUUUCAGGAGUCUGACGAAGUCUUUGGCGCCAGUUUCACCUGGCAGUCUGAAGCGAUGCUGAGCGGUCCGAGCGUUGGCAAUCGCCGGACAGGAGCAAAAUACAGUUUCCUGGCCCGGUGCAUCUUCCAGAAUGAUCAUGAAGAGGACGAGGAUGCCGAUUCCGAGAGUCGGUUCCCAGGGCCGCAAAAAAGCAACCAGGGCGACCCCGAAAAACAAGCCUGGACAACUGAUGUCGGGUCUCUCGCUGCAUUGUUGUCUUUAUGGAUGCUUACUAUGGAGGCAAAGCUUGGACCUGCUUCUCACCUCCAUGCUUCCACUCGGCUCCUUGGCUGUGGAUGGCAGGUCCCUGUUCCAGCGGACUCAAAGGAUAAGGGAAUUUUACAAUGGAUAGGGUCCAUCCACUCAGGUAGCUCUGGAGCAGGAGACGAUAAAGGCCUGGGGGUUGAGGGUAUGACUGGUGGAUCUGAUGACCACAGCGGGGAGGAGUCCGGGGACACGGGAAAGAAGACUGAUAGAUCAGAUUUCUCCGCGCCAGACGAAGAUUCCAGCCUCGGAGAAAGUGGUGCCGAUGAAUAUGGAAGUCUGAGUGUGCAUCACCAUUCAGUACUAUCCAAAGACCCAAUACCGGAAUAUGUUCGCCCCUACGAAAAGACAGAUUUCUAUAGCGUGUGGAUCGAGAGGAAGACACCAGCACUCACACUUCCCAACUUUGCGUCGUAUAUGCGAGAAUCCCGGGGUCACACCUUUGGGACUUGUUUUUCCUCUCACUCCAGGUUUGGGCCGACAUCCCUUGAUCAACAGGCUUAUGGUAACGUUUUGUUUUAACCAUAGGAAGCUCAGGCGCGAGGCAUUGCAGGAAAGAAACGCAGAGCAAGGCAAUGAGGAAACCCCCGGAACUGCUGCCCGAAAGUCUGGACUGCAUUCA